Molecule: messenger RNA, 2235 nt
Organism: Aspergillus chevalieri
Lineage: Eukaryota; Fungi; Ascomycota; Eurotiomycetes; Eurotiales; Aspergillaceae
Product: transcription factor domain-containing protein
Exons: 2
Coding region: 1-2235 (744 amino acids)
Biological process (GO): DNA-templated transcription
Molecular function (GO): zinc ion binding; DNA binding
Source: RefSeq, a predicted model, not a curated record
AUGCUGGCCGCCAAGCGCAAGUCUCUAGACGCCGGUCGAUACCACGAAGACGAUGGCGAAGAACCACCAGCCAAAAGAAGUCAUAGCUUGGACUUCAACGCUCGUGCACCGUGGCUUCAGAGCUCCAGAACAGAGCGAGAAUGGCGAACGCUGGGGAAUCGAGCGGUACAACCGUCGUUACCGUUAGCGAACAUGGUUACUGCAGUACAGGACUUGAUCGACCCCGAGUUCGACCCUCUGAUAGCCAUCUUGGAUGAUGAACCGCGCUUUUUGAAGCCCUUGCCGUCGCGGAUGGCGCCGGAGGACCUGGAGUUUUUGCGCAUUCGAGGCGCGCUUUCGAUACCGGAGAGUGGAUUGCGGAAUGAACUGUUACGGUGCUAUAUCAAAUGGGUGCAUAGUUUCAUGCCGGUGUUGAAUCUCCAAAAGUUUCUAUUUUCUAUUGCUCAGAAUGACCCAAACGGGAAUAUCAGUUUGUUGCUGUUUCAGGCCGUUAUGUUCGUGGCCACUGCUUUUAUCGAUUUCAAGCACCUCCAUGAUGCUGGUUAUACAACAAGGAAAAACGCCCGGAAUGCUUUCUAUACACGAUUAAGAUUACUAUAUUCUUUAGACUGCGAAGAAGAUCGCGUGGCGAUCAUCCAGACCCUCCUGCUCAUGACAUAUUGGUCAGAUCACGCCAACCACCCCCGAAGAGAUAUCUGGGAUUGGAUUGGGGUCUGUAACACACAAGCGCAGUCCAUUGGGUUAAACAGGGACCCAGCCUCUGCUCCUAACAUGGACCCAAGCAGCAAACGGCUGAGAACACGCCUUUGGUGGUGCCUCUAUUCGCGAGACCGCUUAAUAGCCAUGGGAUUACGGCGCCCGAGUCAACUUAAUGAAGGGACGAGUAAUAUCCCGUUGUUGAAACUUGAUGACUUUGAUUUUGAGGCAUAUCAUCCAUCUGUCACCGCGAUGUUUCAUUGUCGCCAGCUGGAAGACGUUUCGCACCAGAAACGCCUGGCUACUAUGUUUAUCGAAAAGACUAAGCUCUGCCAGUGCAUUGGCCGAGUGCUUUUCGCUCAAUACUCCCCUUCCCAAUGUCAAUUUGGGACAACUACCAGGACAACCAUCACUUUGGUUCCGAGGCUGGCGUCCGAGUCCGAGCUGGCGCGGUGUAGCCAGAAACUCGAGUCCUGGCUAAACGGGCUCCCCAAGGAUGCUCAGUUCAUUCCAGAGUCCAGAAACACCAUUAAAGAAGGCGAAGGUGUUCUCCUGCUCCAUAGCGCUAUGUUGAGAAUGCUAUACCACGCCACAAUCAGCGCGCUAUACCGGCCAUGGGCUACGAACUUCCACAAGAACCAGUCGAAGGCGCGUCAAGAGUUGAUGAAUACCGCACGCGCAAAGAUGCAUGACUCAGCUCUAGGCAUAACGCACAUCGUCCAGGGCCUGAAUCAACUAGACCUUACCAGGUUUCUGCCCCAAUCGGGCGUGACUGUCAUCCUGCCCGCUGCUGUUGCACACCUGACGAAUUCCAAAUCAGACAACCCCACAGUCCGCGAAACAAGCCUCUAUAACUUCCAGAGAUGUGUUCAAGUACUGCAGGGCUUGAAAGAUAUCUAUCCAGCGGCGGAUAUGGAAGUGGCCAACAUUGAGGCUGCCGUGAAAGUGCAAUCUGACAACACCAAUGCUUUCCUUCGCAUCAUGCAGUACAGUUCCAGCAACUCUGACUCUGGGCAAAAGAAUGAUUCACUCGAAGAGAAUCCUGAGAAUCCCCCAAACAAGGAUAUUGGUGAGCAGCACCGAAAGCAAAGCACCGUCUCCGACCUCCAAUCCACAACAGCAACCAAACCCUCCCCAUCACCAACAGCACCAACACCCGCCCCAUCCCAACAACACCGCAAUAACUCAUAUACCGACUUUAACAACCACCUCGACCAUCUCAAUCUCGACACCCCACCCACAGACUUCCUCUCCCUCGAUAUCCCCAACCCACCCUUCGACUUCGCCGCACCCACAAAUCUCGACCAAAACAUUUCUCCUUCCGAUCCUGAUCCGUAUGGAAUAGACUGGACGCAGGAGCUUUUGGCCGGGGCCAUGGAUUCGGAGUAUGGCGGUUCUGGUUUUGAGAAUGAGCGCAGAGAUGCGUGGCCCUUUUCGCCGGACAAUGGGAGUACUGGGAUUGGGUCGGCCACGGGGCAUACGCAUACGCCGGCGGAUAUUACGGGGGAUUUGGAUAGGGAUUUGGGGUUGUGUCAAUAA